GGAAGCCUGUCCUGCGCAUGUGCAGCAGGACUAGUUGGUGGCUCUAUAGACAUGUAUGUCUAUGACAACUGUACACCUCCAUUCAGCUGACUGUGUUACGGCGUUUGGUUUCAUAACUAACAACAGAAAAGAAAGGUGUAGCUCAUCAAAGCCUUGUCAAGCUUGUGGGCAAACUGGGAUCUGCGGGGAAAAAAACGAUCCCAGCACAACACCGGCUCAGAUGAUAGUGGUCCCUCCGCGGUUCGAAAACCAUGCUUCCCCGGGCGGGUAAAGACUUUCUGGUCCGCAUACGGUUCUCCUGGAGGCCGCUCUUCCAGGGCCGCUACCUGCUGCUCACCAACACCCUGAGCGGAGGAGUCAUGCUCUCGCUGGGGGACAUCCUGCAGCAGACCCGAGAGAACAGCAGGACGCCCGGCAGGGUCCGAGACUGGGGAAGGACAGGACGUAUGUUUGUGGCCGGCUGCUCCAUGGGCCCACUGCUCCACUACUGGUACAUCUGGCUGGACAGAGUCUACGUAGGCAAAGCGCUCAAGACCUUAAGCAAGAAGGUUCUGGUGGACCAGCUGGUGGCCUCGCCGACACUGGGAAUGUGGUAUUUUUUAGGAAUGGAUCUCCUGGAGGGACGCACUUUAUCUGAAGGAUGGGCGGAGUUUAGAGGCAAGUUCUGGGAGUUUUACAAGGCAAGUACCCCCUGCUGGGAUAUGAUGUCAUACCUCUACAGUUCAGAGGGGAUGGUGGACUGGUGUGUUUGGCCCCCGGCUCAGGCCAUCAACUUCUACUUUCUUUCGCCCAAAUUUCGUGUCGUGUACAUCAAUUUUAUCACCUUAGGGUGGGACACCUACCUCUCCUAUCUCAAACACAGAGAUGACAGCCAGCACGGUGAACUGGCACCCGACAGCGGUGCUGCAGAUUCAAAGCAGGAGGAGCCGCCGCCGUCUGAGCCUGUGGAGACGAAGACCUAGAUUCCAUUCUCUCCCAUCAAGACGCAAAACGUUUUGUUCCUUUUUUUUUUUCCUUUAGUUUCUGACGCUACGUCCUGAUGCCACACUGUCGCGUGCGGCCGGCAGAGGCCACGUUCCUCCACCAGAGCAGUUCUGGAUAUUAACGUUCAUGUUCCAAGGCACUUUUCUCUUCAUGCCUGAAUGACUUUCAUGCAUCUCUGUCCAGUUUGUCUAUUUAUAUCUGAACGAUGUGCACUCCUGUAGGAUCAUUCAGGGACAAAAUGCAGUUUCACUGCCUUCAGCUACUGCACUCUGGAAUCAGAAAAUACGCACUGAGAACGGGCGGCGUCAUCCUUGUGCGAUGUUGCAUCCAAAGCUUAAAAUUGGCUUUGUUGUCACUUUGUUUCUCUACUGUAAGAAUCAGUCCUGAGAAAUGCUUUUUCAAAUGUCAAGCUCUUUUGACCUCUGACUUUGCCUUAAUCCAUAGUUUGGUAUUUAUAUUAUCAAAUAAUGUAAUCUCUACCUAUUGUGGUUAUCCUGUUCAGGAACCUGUGAAGUGCCACAUGAUUGUCAAUACUGUACAGUAUUUAUUUACUGUAUUUGUCGCUGCAUGUUAGAGCCUUCGUUAUUCAUCAUAUCAGGCAGAACUACCAGCCCUAAAUCUUAAAUACUGCUGAGUGAAGGGCCAAAUAAUCUUUUGUUAAUUGUAGAGUGAUCUUACACAUGUUUUAAAACUGUACGAAUAUAUAUUUUCAUCUAGAAUAUAUGAAUGCCAUGUCUUUUUAUUGGCCGGUCCAAUGUUAGUGGAGGAAAGAAAACAGCAAGUGGGAAUAGUUGUUUUGUCAUCUCCAUGUAAAAUUGAUUAAACAUUAUUUUAUUAAUGUAUUUUUGUUAUAAUUUGAAAGUCUGUCAUAAAAAUAGAUGAAAACAUUGAAUGAAACAGC
This is a messenger RNA of Menidia menidia (Atlantic silverside), 1885 nucleotides long. The record is from the annotation of a GenBank genome assembly. NCBI's taxonomy places the organism in Eukaryota, Metazoa, Chordata, Actinopteri, Atheriniformes, Atherinopsidae.